AUGGAAGAAUUAAAAGACAAAAAUAUUCAUCAAACCACUAUAAAAAUUUGUGAAGAUUUGAAGAACUCAAGCCAGUAUAAGAGCUUGUUCGAAGAUAUACAGAAAUUAGUUGCAACACCCAGUGUGAAAAUAGAAGAUUUCAAGAGCACGUUGCUGAAGUGUAUGCAGGAAAAUGGUUUGGAAGCUGAGUUAAAGAAUAAUAUCUAUCGUUGGGUUAAAAUGAAGAGGAAAGAAAGCAGUUCAUAUGAUUCAUUUUUCAGAAAAUCACAAAUCCAUUGGGAUAAGAGAAUCCAUAAAUCGUUGAACUCAAUGUGCAGCGAAUUAGGUAUUAGUUUGGCAAAAUUAAGAGGAAACAGCGAGAAAGAAGAACUUUUGAACAAGUGGAAUGAACUGAGCAAUUUUGAAACUGAUAUUCACAAGUACCGACCAGUGUAUGCUCCAAAAGAUUUUUUAGAAGUGUUAUUAAACUUAAAGGGUCCUAAGAGAGACAAGUCCAAAUGCGAUAAUCAGAGAUGGGAAUUUGCGCAGUUACCACUCAGAGUGAAAAACUUAUCAGAACUGAGAAAUCUCUACUUAGAGAUAUCAAGAGGAGAGCAGAUUCUGAACAGCAACACCAUGCUGAGUACGAACCAAAACUUUGUUCAGUUAGAAGCGGAAAGAAUAUUGCUUGGUGAAAAAAUUCUUAUGAAGAAUUACGCACCAUUAGCUCAAGAAUAUUUGAAGAAAGGAUGUCCAAAGUGUUUAAGAGCGAGAAUAUGGGCCUUGCUGUUAGGUGCUGAAAUUAAAUCAUAUCAAAUCUCCUACUUCGAUUUUCUGAAACAAAACGUUCUACAAUACGACCUGAUGAUAGACAAGCUGAUAAUUAAAGAUAUCAAUCUGACAGCUUCAAACGACGACCAGUAUUUUGUAUUUGAAGAUGUCUUAUAUCAGGUAAUGCUUUGUUUCUCCAGAGAUUCGGAAAUUUUGAAGUACCUGCCCAAUCAGCCUGCAUUUAUGCAAGUGGCCUUUAAAGGAAAGCCGAACACUCCCGAGAAUACCAUUGUGUUUCCACCAAGUGGUGUCAUACCAUUUCACGGCUUUACAAUGUACG
Molecule: messenger RNA, 1090 nt
Organism: Sitophilus oryzae (rice weevil)
Lineage: Eukaryota; Metazoa; Arthropoda; Insecta; Coleoptera; Curculionidae
Product: TBC1 domain family member 19
Source: RefSeq, a predicted model, not a curated record